Molecule: messenger RNA, 4791 nt
Organism: Cyprinodon variegatus (sheepshead minnow)
Lineage: Eukaryota; Metazoa; Chordata; Actinopteri; Cyprinodontiformes; Cyprinodontidae
Product: voltage-dependent T-type calcium channel subunit alpha-1G-like
Exons: 21
Biological process (GO): sodium ion transmembrane transport; neuronal action potential; membrane depolarization during action potential
Cellular component (GO): voltage-gated sodium channel complex; neuron projection; plasma membrane
Molecular function (GO): low voltage-gated calcium channel activity; voltage-gated sodium channel activity
Source: RefSeq, a predicted model, not a curated record
GUGCCCUACCUGCACCGCACAUCCAGCAUGCAGAGCUCCAGACCCCCUUCCCUGGGCCAUGGCCGAACUGCAGAACACAACGACUGUAAUGGGAAGGGAUCUCCAUCAGCCCUCAGCCAGACUAAUGUCUCUCAAGACGAAAACACUGAAGACGAGAAUGUGGAGGAGGAGGUCAGCCAGGGACGUUUGGCCAGGAUACUUCGAUGGAUGGAGAAAAAGCAGCCAGAAUGGUGUCGGCAGAGAGAUACAUGGUCCCUCUACCUGUUCCCCCCGGAGUCCAGAUGCCGCAGGCAAUGUGAAAAGAUCAUCAACCAUAAAAUGUUUGACCAUGUUGUGCUGGUCAUCAUUUUUCUCAACUGCAUCACCAUCGCCAUGGAGAGGCCUGGCAUCAGUCCUGACAGUGCGGAGCGGAUCUUCCUGAUGUGGUCUGACUACAUCUUUACAGCGAUAUUUGUGGCAGAGAUGACCGUAAAGAUCGUGGCUCUUGGUUGGUUAUUUGGGAACAACGCCUACCUGAGGAGCAGCUGGAACAUUCUGGAUGGGAUAUUGGUGAUGAUUUCUGUUGUUGACAUCCUGGUGACUCUUUUCUAUGGAAAAAAAAUCUUGGGCAUGCUCCGAGUGCUGAGGCUGCUGAGGACGCUCAGGCCGCUCCGCGUGAUCAGCAGAGCCCCAGGACUGAAGCUGGUGGUGGAGACCCUGAUGUCAUCGCUUAAGCCAAUCGGCAACAUUGUGGUGAUCUGCUGUGCCUUCUUCAUUAUCUUUGGAAUCCUUGGAGUACAGCUUUUCAAGGGAAAGUUCUUUAUUUGCCAAGGGGAGGAUGUGAGGAACAUUAAAAACAAGACUGCCUGUUUACAAGCCGGGUACGAGUGGUUCCACAUCAAGUACAACUUCGACAACCUGGGGCAGGCUUUGAUGUCUCUUUUUGUACUUGCUUCAAAAGACGGAUGGGUGGAUAUCAUGUAUGAUGGCCUCGAUGCUGUAGAGGAGGACAAACAACCAGAGCUGAACCACAACCCAUGGAUGCUGCUCUACUUCAUCUCUUUCCUCCUGAUUGUGGCCUUUUUCGUGCUCAACAUGUUCGUGGGUGUGGUGGUGGAAAACUUUCACAAAUGUCGGCGUCACCAGGAGGCAGAGGAGAACAAGCGCAGGGAGGAGAAGAGACUGAAACGAAUAGAGAAAAAGAGACGGAAUUUAUUGGUUCCUGGUGUGAGUUGGGCCCUUUCUGACGGCACACUGAAAGAAGCUCAGAGUAAGCCUUACUACUCGGAUUACUCCCCCACUCGGCUGCUCAUCCACAAGCUGUGCACCAGCCAUUACCUGGACCUCUUCAUCACCAUUGUCAUAGGCCUGAACGUCAUCACCAUGUCUAUGGAGCACUACGAUCAACCGAAGAAACUUACUAAAGCACUGAAGAACUGCAACUACAUCUUCACCGUUAUUUUCGUUCUGGAAUCAGUCUUCAAGCUGGUGGCAUUCGGAUUUCAUCGCUUCUUCAAGGACAAGUGGAACCAGCUGGACCUCAUCAUUGUGCUGCUGUCCAUCAUGGGCAUCACUCUGGAGGAGAUUCAGGGCAACGCCUCAAACGCCUCCAACGCCUCAAUGCCCAUCAACCCCACCAUUAUUCGCAUCAUGAGAGUGCUGAGGAUCACAAGAGUGCUGAAGCUCCUAAAGAUGGCGGUUGGAAUGAGAGCUCUGCUGGACACCGUUAUGCAAGCUUUGCCUCAGGUGGGGAAUCUGGGUCUCCUCUUCAUGCUCCUCUUCUUCAUCUUUGCUGCGUUGGGAGUGCAACUAUUUGGCGACCUGAUCUGUGAUGAGAGCCAUCCAUGUGAGGGUCUGGGUCGCUACGCUAAUUUUAAAAACUUUGGGAUGGCAUUUCUGCUGCUCUUCAGAGUUUCGACUGGCGACAACUGGAACGGCAUUAUGAAGGACACUCUGAGGGACUGUUCACCAAACAAUGGGACGUGUUACUUCAAAGUGGUCUCUCCCAUCUAUUUCGUCUCCUUUGUCUUGACUGCCCAGUUUGUCCUGGUCAAUGUGGUCAUCGCUGUUCUGAUGAAGCACUUAGAGGAGAGCAAUAAAGAGGCCAAAGAGGAGGCAGAGCUCGAGGCUGAGUUGAAUCUGGAGGCACAAAUGGAGGAGGCAAUGGCAUCAAGAUCGCCCCAGCUCAACCCCUUAGCCUCUGGCAUAGACAGAUUGAGCUCGGAGGAUUCCCCGUUCAGGUCAUCUGGAGGAGGAGACAUGGAGCAGGAAAGGCAAAGUCCUAUCAACUCUCCCACUCCUGAUAUAACCAGAAAAUCUGUAGACAGCGAUGCAGAACCUUGCUCAGACUCACAGCUGCAGUUUGUGCAGGGGAGAGCACUUUUUGACUCAAUCUCCCUGGUCAUCCAGGGCUCUAUGGAGGGAGAGCUGAAUUUGAUGGACAACCUGUCCGGCUCGAUCUGCCACUUCUACGCGCUGCCCCCCAGGCCCAACAAGCACAGCAGAGACAAAAAGCCCGAGCUAAGAAAGGACAAAGUGGGGCGCACUAAUUCUCUGCCCAACAGCCACAUGUUCUACCCCCCACACCCCUUUGGCCCCUCCUCUCCAACUUCAGCACAGCAUGUAGCACAGUCAAGAGAGCCCCAGCACUUAGCGGCUAGUCACAGGGCCAAAUCAGGCUCCAGAGACUCGGUGCAUUCACAGCCGGAGAAGUUUUCCCAGCAGCUGACCAUCUCCCACAGCCACUCAGACUCUGAAAGCAUUCCACAACAACCUCCAACAGGACGCACACUCUGUCGACAGUCUGCAGUGUCCACUGAUUCUCAGGAGGCCCUUUGUUCCAUUGAACAAGAGAGUAGUGAAGGACUUACGAAUGUUGCAGCUUCGGCCCUACCUUCAUGCACCUCCUCCACCUCUCGCUCCUUCUCUUUCUCGCAUCAUCGCCAGCCUCAUCUGCAUCCAGCGCUCUGCCCUGUACCUGCCCUACUGGGUACCCCCUCUAAACCUUUGCCUCACCGCAGCGUGCACACUCAGCAACAUGACCAGCACUGCCUGGCCUUCCACUCCACAUCUGCAUCUUCUUCCUCAUCCCCCCAUGUGCCUCCUCCCCCCUUACCUGUCAGGCCACCGCAGCAGCAACAAGAGCAGGUGGAGGCAGCUUUGGAGGAUCAAGAAGUUUCCUUCAUCACCUGUGGAGGACUUAUGAAAAAUGAAAGCACAGCCGUGAAGGAUGUGGGCGGCGAGGAAAGUGGGAGACCAUGUUUGAGGCAGCUGAAGAGGUUCCACAGUGUUGACACACAGGGCCGUAGCACCCUCCUGCCCCGCCCACGCCCUUACUCCUGGCUGGACGAUCCACGCCGCCACUCUUUAGAAGUAUGCUCAGUGGGGGACCCCUACCCACAGCGCACUGCAACCUCCACUUCUUCUGGCUCCAUAUCCCAGUCUGACAACCUGCUGAUUCCCGCCAAGGCCCCCCUGCCUUCCCCCCGACACAAGAAGAAAAUGAGCCCACCCUGCAUAUCUAUUGACCCACCUGAUGAACUUGAAACCCAGUCUGGCCUGUACCCAAGCCUCGGUGGCAUGGCACUGGGGGGAUUAGGAAUGCCCCCUCCUUUGCCCAGCAGGGACACAUGUCUGAGAAGAAGAGCACCCUCUAACGAGUCCAAGGACUCGAUCGACCUGGGACUGGGAGAGGUCUCAGUCCAGGAUGGGGGCUCGCCAAAUCCCAAUCCUAGCUCCAAGCUAUUGACUCUUCCCAGUUUCUCCUUGGAGAAAACAAGCUCCGAGCACUGAACAUGAACUCUCCCAUCACACACAUACAUACACGGACUUGGACAAACCCUCCACACACGCAAACACAUGAUGCACACUGUGUAUCUGUGAUGGUGAUAGCUCUAGUAAUAAUGCUGUAGAAAGUAAUAAUGGUAAAACUACAACAAACAGUAAAACCAUUCUUCAUGAGGAGCACGGUUAUGUGGUAGUGUGACCAUCCCUCGUUUUUGUAUUGUUACUGCCAAAACAGCUAGAGAAGAAAGGACCACCUGAAACGACAAAUGAGACUGUUUCUCCUCUGCGACGCCCAGUGGCUUGACCCCUAACCUCUGGGAGCAACAUCAGCAUUUGGGAUUUGAUGCCCCUUGUGGCCGCGGACAGAACUGCCUGGUGUUGCACAGGGCGAAACGGGCCAGUGGAGAUACAAAGCAAUAUGAACGUUUUAGAGACACUAUUUUCUUAAAUUAUUGGGCCAUCGUGUUUGUACAGGAUGUUGUUCUUUUUUUUUUCUUUUUUUUUUAGUUUUCACAUCUGAUUUGUUUGUUUUCGUCAACUAUGUUUUGUCUUUUUUUCACUGUAGGAUAUUUCUAGCUUCCUUAGUUUACUAAGGAAAGUGAACGUUUUUCAAAGUGCUGAAAACUAUGUAUUUGUAGGAAUAAUAUAUGAUUAUAUAUAUAAAAAAAAGAAAUCAUUAAACUGAGCUUGGAUUUUUAAGCACUUACAUCAGACCUUGGUGAUUGUGAUUGUUUGGAGGACUGAGGGUAACCUUAAGGGGAUUCUAUUGGUGUCUCACAGAGACCCGGAUCUCUCCUUACAGGGUGUAAACACUGAUUGACAAGUAAUUUAUAGCAGUGCAAAUUGGUAAUCAACUAGACCUAACAAUCUUCCACAUUUCUUAAUCAUUGCACAUAUGCAGACACAGUAUUAAUACAAGCAAGAAGUGUUUCUAUUAUUAAGCCAAUUUUUAGUCAACCAAUAAUUUGUUUUCUGAUAGAAAGUUUGCCGGGAAUUUCUUAGAAUAAUUGAAUGAUGUAAAACAGG